Molecule: messenger RNA, 1062 nt
Organism: Enterobius vermicularis (human pinworm)
Lineage: Eukaryota; Metazoa; Nematoda; Chromadorea; Rhabditida; Oxyuridae
Source: the annotation of a GenBank genome assembly
AUGUUACGUCCAGAUGUUUUAAAUGUUUUUCUUCUCGCUGCUAUCAGUUGGAAGCUUGCAAGGGCGCAAGAUGUAGCAUUUUUUCGAGAUGUUGAUCAACCACCAGCACAACCAUUUUUUGGCGGUAAUGACGUAGUCGGUAGAAUAACCCUUAAAAACGGAAAAACUGUAAAGGAAAACAUUGUACCGGUGUCGGAUAUUGUUCCGGAUACUCUUGUAGAUCCAAAUGGAAAUCUUGUUGCUGAUGCUCGCAUUAAAAUUCUUAAUCGAACGAAACAACGAAUCCGUGAUGAAAAUUUGUUGAGAGAGGAACUUAGAUAUGAAUCUCGAAGUUCGAUCAGUCUUUUAACAUGCAUUCUGACGCUGUUCGGAUGUUCAUGCAUUGUUGCCUGCGGAGUACUACCAGCUUUGUUGAUAAAACUAAAUAAUGACGUCUUCAAUCAUUCAGCUGCGGGUCGAAAACAGUUGAAUUGUCUGUUAAGUUUUGCUACCGGAAGUUUGUUAGGCGAUGUUUUCCUUCAUUUACUACCAGAAGUUUGGUCUCAGACUGAAGAACAUACUAUGAAUGUGGGACUGUGGAUAUUAGCCGGUAUACUUUCUUGCUUUGUAAUUGAGAAAUGUUGUUCAACAACGUCUGAAAGUCAGAAACGGGUUUGUGCUAUGAUGAACAUCUGCGCAAAUUUGUUGGAUAAUUUUACGCACGGUUUGGCUGUCGGGGCGUCAUUUUUAACUUGUUCAAAGCUUGGCUUUUUAACAACUUUUGCAAUCGUUAUUCAUGAACUACCUCACGAAAUAAGCGAUUUCGCCAUUUUGUUAAGAGGUCAUUUUACAGUCUGGUCAGCUGUUCAGGCACAGGUUGGUAAUCUAUUAACAGCCAUCGGAGGUGUAGCUGGAGCAUACGCCGCAUUGCAUACACAUGCGGUUUUAGCCACGAGUUUUGCCACCAAUCGAAUACUGGCUUUUACUGCUGGCAGUUUUAUCAACAUUGGUCUUUGCCAAAUAUUACCUGAUCUGUUGCAGGAAACAGAUUCAAGGUUUGUGCAUUUCUUUUUUUUUCUCUAA